AUGAAGGCGCAAAACGUCAGGACUCUCUUCCUCAUCCUCUCCGUUGUUUUCUACCUGCUCGUCGGAGCCGCCGUGUUCGACGCGCUGGAGACGGAGAGCGAGAGCUCCCGGAAGAAGGCCCUGGAGCAGAAACUGGGCGAGCUGAAGAGAAAGUACGGCUUCCUGGAGGAGGACUACCGGGAGGUGGAGAGAGUCGUCCUGCAGUCGGAGCCGCACCGCGGCGGCAGGCAGUGGAAGUUCUCCGGCUCUUUUUACUUCGCCAUCACGGUCGUCACCACGAUAGGUUACGGCCACGUCGUUCCUCGCACCGACGCCGGCAAGACCUUCUGCAUGUUCUACGCGGUCCUGGGAAUCCCUCUGACUCUGGUCAUGUUCCAGAGCCUGGGGGAGAGGAUCAACACGCUGGUCCGCUGCCUCCUGCGCAGAGCCAAGCGGGGCCUGGGCCUCAGGGAGACCGAGGUCUCCAUGGGGAACAUGGUGCUGGUGGGGCUGCUGUCCUGCGUCGGCACCCUGUGCGUCGGGGCCGCCGCCUUCUCGCACUUCGAGGACUGGACCUUCUUCAACGCCUACUACUACUGCUUCGUCACGCUCACCACCAUCGGCUUCGGGGACUUGGUCGCCCUGAAGAAGAAGGACGCCCUGCAGAGGCGGCCGCCCUACGUGGCUUUUUGCUUCGCGUACAUUCUGGUCGGACUGACGGUCACGGGAGCUUUCCUCAACCUGGUGGUGUUGAGGUUUCUCACCGUGAGCUCUGACGUGAGGACCGCCGAGCGGGAGGACGAGCAACUUUUGAAGGAGGAGGACGAGUCGGAUGCUGCGGACGGAGGAAGCGGCCGGUUCACUCUUCCGGUGGAGGAGGAGGAUGGCGGCAGCUGCGUGAGUCUGGUCUCCUCUAAUUCAGACGACCUCAGACUCAUCGAACCGGAGCCUUCCGAGCUUCCCAAACCCAACAGACUCGGGGAUCUGAUCUGCUGCUGGUGGUGCCGUGGGCUGGCGGUGUGCGGCAGCAGCUCUGACCUGCAGCAGGAACACACGGGCGGCCAUAGCAACCCCGUGUUUUACACCUCCAUCUCCUACAGGGUGGACCGGGUCUCCCGCAGCUCCCACGCUGCCUCACCACAUGCCUCCCCCAGCUCCGUCGCUCUCUGCUGGGAGAGGAACUAUCGUCGCAGCAGACGGAGGUCCCUCUGACACAGGAGCUUUUUGUGACAGAUGAAACCAUCAAAGGCUCAGACUUCCUUUGCUUCCAAGUGUAGCACUAAGUGACCUGAGAAAUAUUUUCCUACACUGAACAGUUUGAAUGCUAAGGCAUGUGUGACACUUCGAAGAGUUCUUUCUGCGUUUGUCUUUUCUUUUUAUUUUUGUUAAACUUUUCAAAUGAUCAUUUCAUUUGCACAAGAAAAACAUAACUCGGCCUGGCCUGAAGUGAAAAAGCAAUCGCUCCCCAAUCCUACCCUUAAUUUAGUCUUUUACUUAAUUUCUGAGAAAUUUUGGUCGACUCUUUCCAGAAAACUUACAUUCAAGCCGAGUUGGAGGGCUUCUAUCAUAAAUAGUCUGCUUAAGCCUUAGUGUCACGCUGCAACAUUUCGGCUUUAAGUCCAGACUGGACAGACUUACUCCAAAACCUCUGUUUGACCUGCUAGUGCACUUUGGACCCUGUCCCACAGCAUAACCUAAACAGCUCAAGGUCAGAAAGGAAUGGCUUUGAAUUUUCUUGUGGAAUAGUGCAGAAAUAUCCUUUAUUGUCACACGAUGGGAAAAUUCACAAAACAGACAAAAAAAAGAGACUUUACAACAUAAGAAAACAAUACUGCACAGUUAUUCAAUUCAACAUUGCACUCUACAACUGAGUAGGGUCAUUUAAAAAAAAAGUGUGCCAAAUGUGCAUUCAUAGUGGAGCAUUAAAAGGGCAGUAGCACAGUGAAGUAACUAUGUUGCCUUCAGUUUUUACAAGAAUGCUGUACAUAUCAGAUGUGACCUAGAAGAAAUUUGAAUUUGUAAUUUAACACCUUGAAGUUGUGCCUGUCUCUUUAAAAACUCCUGCUCUUUCUGUAACUCCUCCUCUAUUAUAUGGCUCCCCUCUUAACCCUCUUAACAACAUUUUUACCAGCCCAGAAGCUUAGAAACUGCAGCUCAGAGGAGGAGAGCCGUCCUCG
Molecule: messenger RNA, 2156 nt
Organism: Xiphophorus maculatus (southern platyfish)
Lineage: Eukaryota; Metazoa; Chordata; Actinopteri; Cyprinodontiformes; Poeciliidae
Product: potassium channel subfamily K member 15-like
Exons: 2
Coding region: 1-1191 (396 amino acids)
Biological process (GO): stabilization of membrane potential; potassium ion transmembrane transport
Cellular component (GO): membrane
Molecular function (GO): potassium ion leak channel activity
Source: RefSeq, a predicted model, not a curated record